Molecule: messenger RNA, 1890 nt
Organism: Plasmodium gallinaceum
Lineage: Eukaryota; Apicomplexa; Aconoidasida; Haemosporida; Plasmodiidae
Product: conserved Plasmodium protein, unknown function
Exons: 1
Coding region: 1-1890 (629 amino acids)
Source: RefSeq, a predicted model, not a curated record
AUGGAUCUAUGCACUUUAGAAAAAAAUAAUAAAUCAAUUGAAAGUUUAUGUAAAGUAUUAGAAAAAAAUUAUAAAACUUUUUAUUUGUUAAACCCAGACGGUAUUCUUGAUUCAGUUGCAGGAUUAGAAAAUUUAUCUAUUUCAUUUUGUAAUAUUUCAUUUAAAACUAUUAUAUGUUAUAAAUGUUUAACUUUUUUUGAUUGUGAAAGUAAUGCAAAUUUUAGAAAGUGCCCUAAAUGUAAAGUAGUAAAUGCAAUAGUACCUUAUGAUAAUAUAGGCAAAAAAGUAAUCAUACUUAUAUGUUUUCAUUGCAAUAAUAGAAAUAUAACAAAUAUCGAAUGUUCAUAUGUUCAAUGCUAUUUAUGUAAUUAUAUGAAUUAUGCACAAUAUUACAACUCUAAUAAUAAUAAUAGAGCAGAAAUUAAUAACAAUAGAGUAACAGGAAGAAGAAGAAAAAUAAUUAAUUUUUUUAUGUUUAGAAAUAUGUGUAAAUGUGUAAACCCUCAUAGCAGCACUAGAAAUAAUUCUAGAGAAAAUAACAUUACUAAUGAAGAACAAAACGAUAAUAGAAUAAUGGGUAGAGUAAGCGAAAAUAAUAGAGAGAUGAACAAUAUUAAUAUAAAUAAUGUUUUAGAUGUAGAUAGAGAAGUAUACAAUAAUCAAAGGAUGAACAAUGUUAUUUUCCACAAUGAAGAAAUACAUGGAAUUGUAAAAGAGAGUGUAACAUAUAACGAUGAAAAUAAUGCACAUUUUAAUAAAUUUAAUGUAAAUAAUGCAAAUAGCAAUACAUUACUUACAAAUGAGAGAUUUAAUGAAAAUAUGGGAAAUUUUAAUAAUAAUAUCAAAAAUAAUAAAAAAAACAAGGAGGUACGUAGUAAUAAGAAACAUUUAGAAAAAAUAAAUAAUAUUGAAUGUAAUGAAAAUCUCUUUUUGGAUAAAAAUAAUGAUGUUGAUAUUGUAUCAAAUGAUAAUAAAACAUAUAAAUCAAGUUUCAAUUUAAGCACGCAAGCUGGAUCAUGUCCUAGAAACAGUGACAUGUGGUAUGAUGAGCAUUUAAAUUUAUUAGAUAAUUAUCGAGAAAAAUUAGGAACUGUUGUAGAAAAUGGUAACGUGAAAAGAAAAACUUUAAUGUUUAGUAACAUGCAUGAUAUCUAUAAUAAGAAAAUUAUUAAAAAAUUAAGUUUUACUGGAACAAAUGGAAAACGAGAUAGUGACGUAAAAAGAUACAUUGAAUACUUUAACAAGUUACAUUGUAAGAGAGAUAGUGAUUUAACUGAUAUGGUUGAAGAUGGUGAUUAUCAUAGGUUAUUUAAUAUCCAUAAAGAGAAUAUAGAAAAUGAAAAUUUUUAUAAAUAUCUAGAAUACUACGAAAAGUUUAAUAUAAAGAAUAUAUCAGAUAAUUUUUCAAAAAAAAAUAUGGUAGAUAAUUUCAUAAAUGGAAAUUUGAAUAAUAAUAAAAAUAUGAACAGUGAAAAAUGUGUUGAAAAUUUAAACAAUUUUAAAUUAAAUAAUUAUAAUAAUAUGGAUAUACGUAAUCUUAAUAAUUUUUCUUUAAAUAAUAAAGAUACUAAAAGUUAUGUAAAUAAAUAUUCAUCGAAAGUUAAUAAUAAUAAAAAUAGAGAGAUAAAAUUAUACAGUGUAAAUCAAAAAAAAGCAGAAAAUAUCUCACAAAAAGUGAAAAAUAAAAAUGUGGAUUCUCAAAAAAUGAGCGCAUGUAUAGAAGAUGAGUCAAAUAAAAAAAGUAAAUAUACUAAUGGAAAUAAUGGUCUUAAAUCAAAAAAUAAAGUUAAUAAAUCACCUCAUAAAAAAAAAAAAAAUAAAUAUGAAAAUAAAAAUGAAGAUAAAUAUAUUUUCUACUCUAAAUCUGAAUUAUGCAGUGAAUUUCGUUAA